ACCUCCAACGUACAUGCCCACCACACCGCAUUAACUCGCCAUCUCCUACGUACCCUCGCUACCUCAAUCCACCCAUCCUCCACGCACCUUUCAACAUGGUCCGCGACCCCCAAUUCUGGAAACGCUUCAGCGUAGCCGUCCACCAAGACGACCUGGAAAAGAUCAACCACCCCCAGGACACCAAGCAAUCGUACGUCAGCAGUUCCCUAUCCCCUCCCCUUGGAUCACCCACUUCCCAAACACACCUACCCAUCACAUCCCCGCCCAUGGUCCAACUGCAAUCCACACGGUCAUCCUACGCCGCUUCGAAUUCGUUAUCGCCAUUGUCUGUGGAGAUCUUUUCGGGCGGAAUGAAUACGCACACGGUGCAGAAGGAGAAGGAGAAAAAGAAAGAGAGACCUCGCUCCAAACUGCAGAAGACGCCGUCCACGAAACCGUUACUCCGCCCCUCCAUCUCCAUCCAAGAGCUCACCUCUACCACCACACAAAGCGCCUACCAACCGCCAUUCUCCCCCCUCCCCUCAUCCCCCACACACCCACCCCGAUCAACAUCUCGCCCACACUCCUUCUUCCGCACCCCCAACCUCUCCACCCUCUCUCUCAGCCACCUCUCCGGACGCCCACAAUCCCGCUUCCACUUCACCACGACCAUCACGGCUGACGCGUCACACAGAGACUCGUGGCUCGCUAGUCAGCAGCGCAAAGCGAAGCAGCGGACGUGGAUUUGCUGGUGUUUCUGGAUUUGCUUCCUGAUGCUUGUUGCCGGUGUGGUUGUUGCGAUUAUUAUAUUGAAACAGCAUAAGAUCAUUUGAGAAUGAGAGGGGAUGGGAGGGAUGAAGGAACGGUGUAUAUAUGAGUGUGUUUUGGGAUAGACGGAGUGUAUGGGGGCGUUUAAUGUCUUUUUAUUCAGGGUUGGAUUGGGCUGGUGGUUUGGGCAUUUGGAUGCUCGUUCCUGCUAUCCGCGGCUUCUUUCUUUUCGAUGUUUAUACUUUCAGAUGAUACCAGGUCCUACGUGGCCACCAAUGCGAUAUCUGCUUCUUUUUCUUGACAAAA
This is a messenger RNA of Alternaria rosae, 1053 nucleotides long. RefSeq lists its product as uncharacterized. The transcript has a single exon. Lineage: Eukaryota; Fungi; Ascomycota; Dothideomycetes; Pleosporales; Pleosporaceae. Bases 96 to 812 code for a protein of 238 amino acids. The record is from RefSeq and is a predicted model, not a curated record.